GAAGACUUUCCUCUAGAUUUUGGAGUGUGGUUGUGGAGAUAUGACCAUUAAGCCACAAUGCAUUUGUGAGGUCAGUCCCUGAUAUCAGAGCUGUAAUGGUCCAGUUCUGUGUGAUUCAGCAGACAGGCCUGUUUGAAGCGAGGCUCUGUGGAUUAUACCAAAACCCGUGAACGGCGUCUAGGACUGUACCAAUGUAAAUAAGAAAGGGGCGGGUGUUGGAGUUUAAAGGCUGGAGCUGUGAGGAAUGACUACCAGUCGCUGAAAAGGAUGGGGAGAAUAAGGAUGGUGCGAUCAGGCUUCUUCCCGCUCCUCUGCAUCUUCAGGAUCAGCAUCAACUCGCACGCGGCUCCUUCAUCCAGCCACAAAUGUGAUGAAGCACUAGCCACACCCCUUUCCCACAAUGCCUUCAGUGGUUCAUCUGUGUUCACCGCAGGAUAUGCUCCUGGAUAUGCCAAACUAAACAGAAGAGGAGGUGCUGGAGGCUGGUCACCUCUCGAAACUGAUCAUUAUCCAUGGCUGCAGGUGGACCUGGGCAGCAGGAAGCAGGUGACGGCUAUCGCCACUCAAGGCCGAUACAGCAGCUCAGACUGGACCACACACUACCGGCUACUUUACAGUGACAUGGGCAGGAACUGGAAACCCUAUCAUCAAGAUGGAAACAUCUGGGUCUUUACAGGAAACUCUAACACAGAGAGUGUAGUACGUCAUGAUCUUCAGCACAGCAUCGUUGCACGAUAUCUACGCUUUAUCCCCCUGGGCUGGAGUGAAGAGGGUCAGAUUGGUCUGCGGAUAGAAAUCUAUGGCUGCCCAUAUUGGGCCGAUGUGAUUCACUUUGAUGGCCAAGGCGUAAUCUCCUACAGAUUCAAGAUGAAAAAGAUGAAGAUCCUGAAGGAUGUGAUAGCACUGAAAUUUAAGACGGGCGAAAGUGAUGGGGUGAUCUUGCAUGGCGAAGGUCAGCAGGGUGACUACAUCACACUUGAACUGAGGAAAGGAAGACUUUUGCUUCAGAUAAACCUUGGCAGUAACCAGUACAGUUCUAUUUUGGGGCAUACCUCGGUGAGCAGUGGCAGCUUGCUGGAUGAUCAUCACUGGCACUCAGUUGUGAUUGAACGGUACCGGAGAAAUGUCAACUUUAGCCUGGAUCAGCACACUCGGCACUUUCGUACCAAUGGCGAUUUUGACCACCUCGACCUUGACUACGAGUUGAGUUUUGGAGGAAUGCCCUACUCUGGCAAGCCUAUCUCAGGAGGCCAGAGAAAUUUCAUCGGCUGCAUGGAGAGCAUCAACUACAAUGGAGAAAAUAUCACUGACCUGGCCAGAAGAAAGAAACUGGAUACUUCUAGUUUCCGCAACCUGACAUUUUCCUGCAUGGACUCUAACACCUUCCCAGUUUUCUUCAAUGCCACAAGUUUCCUGCAGUUACCAGGCAGAAGGGAGCACAACAUGGUGUCUGUAAGCUUCCAGUUUCGCACUUGGAAUGCUAACGGUCUGCUUCUGUUCAGCGAACUGGCUGCUGGCAUGUUGGAGCUUGUGCUAAAAGAUGGCAAAGUCUUGGUACACAUCAGCGUCCUGCAGCCGAAAAGCUCCCACGUUGACAUGGCAUCAGGUUCCGGGCUGAAUGAUGGAGAAUGGCAUGAUGUUCGCUUCUUGGCCAAAGAGAACUUGGCUAUGCUGACCAUUGAUGGAGAUGAAUUAGCUGUGAGGACCAAUGCAGCCAUUCACAUAACGACUGGAGGAAUGUAUCAUUUUGGAGGGUAUUACCUGCGAUCACUGGUGUCUCCCUCGCAACGUUCGUUUCAGGGCUGCAUGCAGCUCAUCCAGGUGGACGAUCAACUGGCUGACAUAUCAGCAGUGGAGCAGGGCAGGAUAGGAGUUUUUGAGAAUGUCAGUCUGGAUAUGUGUGCCAUUAUAGACAGAUGUUUGCCCAAUCACUGUGAGCAUGGAGGAAGGUGUACUCAGACUUGGGACACCUUCAGCUGCUCUUGUGAUGGCAUCGGGUAUGCUGGAGCUACCUGUCACUCCUCCAUCUAUGAGCAGUCAUGUGAGGCUUAUAAGCACCUGGGGAAAACUUCAGACUUCUACUGGAUCGAUCCAGAUGGCAGUGGACCUUUAGGACCGUUCAGAGUCAUUUGCAACAUGACAGAGGACAAGGUGUGGACAAUGGUGGUGAACAGCCUGCCAGCUCAGACAAGUGUAUCAGGUUCCAGCAGAGAGAGACGCACAGUGCUGCAUCUAAACUACAGUGCCACAACAGAACAGAUCAGCGCCAUUACGGAUGCUGCAGAGCACUGCGAGCAACACAUUGCCUACACCUGCCGCUCAUCACGUCUACUCAACACACCCGAUGGCACGCCGUACACAUGGUGGGUUGGCAGAGGUAAUGAAAAGAACUUCUACUGGGGUGGUUCUGCACCGGGAAUCAAGAAAUGUGCUUGUGGUAUUGAACGCAAUUGCACAGACCCCAAAUACUACUGUAACUGCGAUGCUGAUCAGAAACAGUGGCGGGAAGACUCAGGGCUUCUGGUCUAUAAGGACCACUUACCUGUGAGUCAGGUGACUGUGGGGGACACAAAUCGAGCUGGAUCAGAGGCCAAGCUCACUGUGGGAGCUUUACAGUGUCAUGGAGACCGUAGUUACUGGAAUGCAGCAUCUUUCACCACUCCAUCCUCCUACCUGCAUUUUUCCACUUUCCAAGCGGAAACAAGUGCAGAUAUUUCCUUCUACUUUAAGACCUCUGCACCUCGUGGAGUUUUCCUGGAGAAUUUGGGCAAUACAGAUUUUAUCCGCCUGGAGCUAAAAUCACCAAAUGUGGUCUCCUUCUCUUUUGAUGUGGGAAACGGGCCGGUAGAGCUGAAGGUCCACUCACCAACGCCGCUAAAUGAUGACCAGUGGCAUCGCAUCAGCGCGGAAAGGAAUGUUAAAGAGGCUGUGCUGCAACUGGAUCAGCAAUACAGGGAGGUUCGAGCUGCACCUGCACAAGGACAUACACGCCUGGAACUCUACAGCCAGCUGUAUGUGGGUGCGGCAGGAGGACAGAGAGGCUUCCUGGGAUGCAUCCGCUCCUUGAAGAUGAACGGCAUUACCCUUGACCUGGAGGACAGAGCAAAGGUCACCCCUGGAGUCAAACCUGGAUGUUCAGGACACUGCACUAGUUUCGGGAUGUAUUGCCGCAACGGAGGAAAGUGUGUGGAGAAAUACAAUGGCUACGCCUGUGACUGCAGUGGAACGGCUUAUGAAGGGCCCUUCUGUACUAAAGAUGUGGGGGCUUUCUUCGAGGCAGGGACUCUGGUCCGCUAUAACCUGGUGCCCGAGUUGAUGACAGCUACAUCUAACAAUGAGCAGAAGGAUUUGAGUCCUUCUCAGCUGGCAGACAAGAACCUGACCCAAGAAGUUGUGACUUUCAGUUUCAGCACAUCCAGCACUCCCAGUAUCCUCCUGUACAUCAGCUCAAGGAGCCGUGACAACAUGGCAGUGGUGCUACGACACAACGGUACCCUGCAGCUUCGUUACAACCUCGGAGGUCUGCAUGAGCCCUUCACCAUUGAUCUCGAUCAACGCAAUUUAGCCAACGGACAGCCACAUAAUGUCAAUUUAACUCGGACAGAGCGAGAAAUACACGUUCAGUUGGAUCACUAUCCUCCAGUCAGCUACACCCUGCCUGAUGCAGCCAACACUCAUUUCACUCUGGUCAAAAACCUUUUCCUAGGAAAGGUCUACGAAACUGGCCCUAUUGACCCAGUGCUGACAGAAAAGUAUAACACUCCGGGCUUUGUAGGCUGCAUGUCCCGAGUGCAGUUCAACAACAUUGCCCCUCUGAAAGCAGCUCUUCGCUCACACCCCUCUCUGCCAGUGUCACACCAAGGCAAACUGGUCGAGUCCAACUGUGGCUCAUCACCUCUCACCAUCUCACCAAUGUCAACCACUACUGACCCCUGGCACUUGGAUGGAGGUGCCAACUUCCCGUUCAAUGAAGAGAUCAUACCGGAUGGAGUGAACAGGAAUUCAGCAGUAAUCGGAGGUAUCAUUGCCGUGGUCAUCUUCACCAUCCUUUGCAUUCUGGUGUUCCUGAUACGGCACAUGUUCCGCCACAAGGGAACGUACCACACCAACGAAUCCAAAGAGGCCAAACGCUCCGAAUCGGCUGACACGGCUAUCAUCGCCUCCGAGGCCAAUUUCACUGAGACCAUUGAUGAAAACAAGAAGGAGUGGUUUAUUUAAGACGUAUUUGCUGCUAAACCUACAUGCACUCUCUCACUAAGCAUCUAGAAAGUGGGAGCUGUUUCACAAGUCAGCUGAGAACCUGAACUGAACUGCACGGAAUGGCUCGGGUCUGUUGUCUUUGGACGAUCGAGGAGUCUUUGACAUUUUAAUUGUAAAUUGUGUGAACAAAACCAGACCAGUAAAUUGUCAUUUUGUUUGAUCAAAAUUUUGGUUAUUCAUAUAGAUCAUUUUGAUUGAUGUUCAUUUUUGACCUUUACUUUUUUUUGUAAAUGCCUCAGUGUGUGGCAAUGUGGAAAUUUAAGAUGAUUACAGUAAGCAAAACAUUUUACAUUUAUGAAUGUUUUUUUUUUAUAACUGACAAACUUUAAAUGUGUGUCACAAUCAAAUCUACGAGACACUGUAUAUCAGUAAAUCAUAGAAGUGAAUUAACCCUGGUCCUGGUCCAAAUACAGCCCAGUUUGCCCUGAAUUGCCAUUGCUCAGCAACAAGAACUGUAUAUUAGGGUGGCAAAGAUGAUCAAAUUGAAACAUUCUAUGUUUUGUUUGAAACGUAAUGUAGCCAAUAGGAAGAAAACAGACUGAUAAUACAAAAAGCGAAUGAAUAACCAAGACAGCAAAGAACUCAAUAAUUUAAUCCAGAGCAGCAUUCAAAGAGGAUGCAGGAAUAAGGUUAAAGAUGAUCAGACAGCUAAAAAGUAUUUUGAAGGAUUAUGGAAAUUAGCUGACAUUCAUUUGCAACAUGUCAUUUGCCAUGAUUCAUACAGCAUCUCCAGUUUUAAUUAUCCAGUAAUUUGCUUAGUUGGCGCAUGGGGAAAUAUGAAUAUAUAAUGAAAUGUGAAUAUGCAAUUGUGGGAAAUCAAACAAUAAGGUUGUUAUUUCUAUUCCAAAUAGAAUAGAAUAAACUGUCUAGCUGCUAAUAGGUCGUGUUUUCUGUCAUAUUAUCUAUAAUCUAUCCAAAUAAUAUAACAUAAAAACAUAACAUAUUAGAUCUCUUUUUUAUAAUGGUACUUUCUUAGAAGCUUAUUUAAUGCAUUUAGUCUUCUUUUUGUUCCUUAAUUAAACAGAAUUCCAUUAAAGAUCUGCAUUUAAAAUUCUUAAGAUAAAUAAGAUAAAUGCACACUUCAACCCAUUAGAGGUGCUAUGGGAGUAGAGAUGGUGUUUGAUCUCACUUAUGUAGCUAUUACUUUAUUAGUGCAAAAGAUACACUGAUUAGCCAUUACAUUAAAACUACUGUCAGAUGACUGUUAAAUAACGUUGAUCAUCUCAUUAAAAUGGCACCUGCUGUGAGGUGGGAUAUAUAAGGCAGCAAGUGAAAAGUCCGUUUUUUUAAAUUGUUGUGUUAGCAGCAGGAAAAAUGGGCAAGUGUAACGAUCAGAGCAACUUUGACAUGGGCCAAAUUGUGAUAGCUAGACGACCGGGUCACAGCAUCUCAAAAAACAGCAGGUCUUGUGUGGUAUUCCCAGUAGGCAGUGGUUAGUACCUAUUAAAAGUAGGCUCUUGGAUUUGGAGCGCAAAUCCUGACAAACUUCAUGUUAGUUAUGACAAAGUUGUCAGAACACAGUGUAUUGCAGGUUGCUGCAUAUGGGGUUGUAUAGCUGCAGACCGGUCAUUGAGCUGAGUCCACCAUUAAAACUGCCAAAAAUGGGUCCAUAAGCAUUGGAACUGGAUCAUGAAGCAGUGGAGUAAAGGUGGCCUGGUCUGAUGAGUCAAGUCCUCUUUUUUUCAUCAUAUAGACAGCUGGGUGCCUGUUUUUGCUUACCUGGAAAAAAGAUGACAAUAAGAUGCAGUAUGGGAAUGUAGCAAGCUGGCAGAGGAAGUGUGAUGCUCUGGGCAAUGUUCUGCUGGACAAUCUCUUUCAGCAAAAUAAUGCACCCUGCCACACUUCAAAAAUUAUUCAGGAAUCAUUUGAGGAAUAUGAAAGAGUUUAAGAUAUUGGCUUGGCCUCCAAAGUCCCACUAUCUUAAUCUGAACAAGCAUCUGUGGGAUGUGCUUGAUAAAUAAAUCCAAUCCAUGGAAGCCCCCAGCUCACAAUUUACAGGACUGCUAACAUCUUGGUACCAGAUAUCACACAAUAUUAGGCAGGUUAUAAGUGAAUAGUGUAUUCUAUGACUUUUUUGGUUUUAAUUUAAAUCCUCUACAACCCUGAUCAGGCAGUUACUAAGGAUGAAUGAAUGAACACUGCAAAUGGAUUACAUUAAAGAAUAUGACCAUUGUGUGUCCCAUCAUAGCUCAAUGGUUGCUUUUAACUGCAUGAAAGAAAAGCCUCUUUUUCACACAACUGUUGUUGUACACACCCUUUAUGCACUUCUCUAUUGUGCACUAGUUGAUGCCCAGUGAAUAUUCCUUAAGGGAAAUUUAUAAACAUUCACUACCAACAGAAAGGUUAAGUUUUUAUAUUAUAUGAAUACUUUAAAAAAGAUUCAUAGCACAUGCCAUGAGCAAAACCCUAGACCCCUAACUCUCUAAUAUUUUAAUUAAAGCAACAGAUCAAUAAAUUUUUUAAAAAAUGUUAGCAGACAAAAAAUGAAUUAAGAUCUUUUAAAAGUGCUCUUGUACAAGGAUCCAUUAUAUUCACAUCUUAUUUUACAAUCAACUGAGGUUAAAGUGAUGAGGCUAUAUCAGUGAUGCCUUUAGCCUGAGACCAUUAAAACACAAAAAUGCCAAUGAAAAAGGAGUACUUAAUUAGUUUAUUUGUGUUGCAGUUGAAAUUAAACACACGAUAAUUGUCUAAAUCUAAUAUAGGUCAAAAUAAAUCCAUUUUAAAGUUUUUCUAUUUGAACUUUAUAGUGUUCUCACUUUAAUAACGAAUCAGACGAUGGCCACUUCACUGAUACAAAGCUGUUUUUACAAAAGUAAGUUAAAAUGAAGCAAUGAAAUAAAGUACAUUGCACACACACACAGAGCAAGAGAGGUAUAGAGCUGUAACAAUACUGCUUGUUACUGAAGAUAAAUUUAAAAAACCUACACAUCCUACACAGAAGGAGAUACAUUUUCCUCUGUCCUGUAUAGAAGUGCGGUGAACAUCUAACAAUGUCUAUAAUUCCAAAUUUUUGUACAUAGCUAUACCAGAUAAAAUCAAAGACUUUUACAUGACUAAGUAAUUGAAUGACAUGGCGUGAUGACAAAAAUUUUUAUAACAAAAAUGAGAAAGAAAAACAAACAUUUUCAUUAUAUAGGGUGCAUAAAAACUCUUCAGUGUAUUAGAGCUUGCUAAAGCUCAGUGAUUAAGGCUCUGGGUUAUCAACUUGAAAUAUGUGAAGAAAAUAAUUUCAUGGUGCUUUAAUGAUUUAGAUUAAUUUCAUCACUAUUUAUUUUUUUGGUACCAGUAUAUGUGUGCUAGGGGAAGUGGUGCAUUUGGGCAGGCACUGAGUUGUUACUCAUUUCCUCUCAGGGUUCUCUCAGCAACACCUUAUGGACAGGCUUAGUCAUCAAACAUUUCACAUGAAAUUAUCACAAGAGAGGCAGUAUUGUGUUUUGGUGCCAUGAUUAAAAAAAAAACGGCACCUCUACAUCGAUGACUGUAUGCUUUUGGGAUUUGAGGGAACAAAAGAACUUAUUCUACAGGAAAGACUCUUUCAACCAGAUAUUGUGUAACAGUAAUGUGUUAUUAUUGUAAAAAUGAAUCACAGAGUAGAUAUAAAUAUGAGAUUAUAUAUAGAGGUAUAGUUGGGAUGUGUAUAUUUCUCUUGGUGACUUGGGCUGGUUUGGAUGUGCAUUAGUGAGAUUGGUUCCAUGUGCAAAAAGCAGUGAUGUUAGAGUUAGAAAUGUGCUUAUGAUCACAAUGUUAAACAUUUGCAAUCAUUUAUUAUGGAAUGUAUUAGCAUUUACAUAAGAAAUAUGGUAUUCGUGAAAAUCAGAGUAGUUUGGAAAAACAUUCCAAUCCCAUGACAGCUUUGGGGUAAAUCCAAAAAUAAUGUUACAAAUACCACAUAUAUUUUCUACUACUUUUUAUUAUACAGAAAUCAUUUUAAAACCUGGAAAUGAAGACAAAUAUU
Silurus meridionalis is the source of this 8215-nucleotide messenger RNA. RefSeq names its product contactin-associated protein-like 2. NCBI's taxonomy places the organism in Eukaryota, Metazoa, Chordata, Actinopteri, Siluriformes, Siluridae. The record is from RefSeq and is a predicted model, not a curated record.